CAGAUUUGAGUGUAUGUGUAUUGUCUUUGGUAACGGCAAACCGUUAUGCACCGACUGCCGAUUAUUUUGUGUUGUGUUGUAUUGAAUUUUGUUCACAAGUGUGUUCAAAACGCCGACAUCGCAUAAUAUCAAAACACACAACAAACGAAUUACAACAAUGGAGCAACAUGCACAGCAUAAAAUUGAAGUGUUAUCAAAACGACGAUGCAGUCCGAAAUUGCCGCCAUACAUGGAUUGGUCGAAUGCGAUGGUAAAUCAACAACAUCACCGGCAAACAUUUCAUUUAGUUCGACGAAUGCGUAAACGUCAUUUUUAUCCACAGAGAUGGAAGACAUUCAUUGCAAAUGAUUCAAUUUUGAAUAAAACAAACGGCAUAAAAAGUAAUUGUGGUAAUGGCAGCUAUGCUAUUUUAUGCGAACUUGAUAGAAUAAAUCGUCAAAUUCACACGCUUCAAUCGGAAAUUGCCGUGCUCAAACAACAAUUGCGAAUUAUUCAAACAUAUUGUGUACCAAUGGAAAAAACGGAGUCGAAUGAUCAAUCGGCAAGUGUUCAGGUUGAAAUGAAUGUUUCUAAACCAGAGAUCAUCGUCGUUAAAGAUAUUAUUGACCACAAAUCGAUUGAACUGUGAUAAAAAAAACUGGCAUCCUCUAUAGUUUCAGCCAAAAAUAGAAUAAAGAAUUUUUCUUUAGAAGUAA
Messenger RNA from Contarinia nasturtii (swede midge), 695 nucleotides. RefSeq lists its product as uncharacterized. NCBI's taxonomy places the organism in Eukaryota, Metazoa, Arthropoda, Insecta, Diptera, Cecidomyiidae. The record is from RefSeq and is a predicted model, not a curated record. The transcript is spliced from 3 exons. The coding region runs from base 158 to 628 and encodes 156 amino acids.